AUGUAAAAAAUUGUUUUAACAUCGGUUUCUCAGAAACCGAUUUCUAUUUAUAUAAUUAACAUCAGUUUUUACUGUUGACUGAUGUGUAAAAUUUGGUUCAAAAUUUUUAAAACACGCGGAAAGCCAAAGUUAAAGGUUUUCGUGCAAGCGGGAACAAAAUUAGACUUGGUCAGUUUCCUCACUCAGUAGCGAACCAUUUGCCCUGCUCUUCCCCGAAACUCUAUGUCUCUAUCCCUCUCCUCCUCCUCUCUCUCUCUCUCUCUCUCUCUCUCUAUGUCCUGAUCGAAACAAAACACAAAACUCUAGAAAACGAUUCUCUCUCUCACUCAGUAGCGACCCAUCCUAAUCGACCCAAACCACAAAACCCUAGAAACCAAUAGAUUUCUUUGUCGUCAGCUCGGAGGUGGACUGGACGGAGCUGUGUGGCCAUGCUUCUAGUCGUGGCCAAAGGACGAGCAGCCUAGCGUUGACUUGUCGGAGGAAGGCAAAGAAGAUGGUGGCUCCGGUGAGUCUACCCUGAUGGUUGGAGAUCGAUGACAAAAGAAACAGAGUCCUCCAGAUCCACUUUCUCUCUCCUCCUCUUUCUCUUCUGUGCUUUUCUCUGGUCUAGUACUGUGGUCCUCUUCGGAGCUCUAGCUGUAAUUGAGUACCAGUGCAAGAGAGUCUGCUCAAGAAGUUGGGAAAAGCAUGUGUGGUGGUACUGCAGACUUCGGUGAUCCUGUAACUUUCAGAUUUGGAGAAGGAAAACUAAUGCUAGGGUGGACCAGCAGAGGCCAAUAGUUGAAAGUAGCGUGGACAGAAAACACGAGUUCUAUUCAUCUAAGCAAAAUGAUGAUUUUGCAGCUUUGGAACAGUGGUCUUCCUUCAGGGUUGGCUUGCCUUCAAAGAAACUUUCCUUGCAAUCGUGGCCCUGGAAUCUAUUAUAAUUUUGGGAUUAAUUGUGGAGGACCUGAGAUUACGUCUUCGUCCGAUGGGAUUGUGUAUGAGAAGGAAAAUGAGCCCUUUGGACCAGCUUCAUGUUUUGUGACUGGCACAACCAGAUGGGGAGUUAGCAAUGUCGGAUAUUUCGCUGGCAGAACCAAUGCUCCGUAUACAAGUUUCUCCUUAUCUCAAUUCACAAAUACUUUUGAUUCUGUGCUAUUCCAGACUGCAAGGCUCUCUGCUUCAUCAAUUAGAUACUUUGGCUUGGGGCUUGAGAAUGGUAACUACACCGUGAACCUCAAGUUUGCAGAACAUGUCAUUCUGGCUGCUACUACCGAGAGAUUUCUUGGGAGACGUCUUUUUGAUAUUUAUAUCCAGGUCUGUAUCAUCUUAAACUUUUCUUUCAUAUAUAAAACCAUGUUAUGAGCUCUUAUGAUAACUUUUCCUUAUUGAAUUAGUGAAGUUGACUUGGGGUUCUCUUGGUAUAUUAAAUUGUUGAAUUGAAUAAAUUAGACCAAGUGUCUAUAACAAAUCAAUUAUAUCUAUCAUUUUAAAAUCUGAUGGAUAUAUGGAGUUGAUCCAAAGGUAAUCAGCAUGCAAUUACUCAAGCUCUUACUUGAUAUGGUCUUCACUCCCCAUCUAUUGCCAAUAAUCACCACGUAUGUCUUCUUUAGCCCUGAAGUUUAGCCCACGUAUGUCUCUUACUUGAUAGGGUCUACCACUGAAAUAAAUAUAUAGCUGUCCAUUUUGGAUCAUGUAAAACAAUGUCUACCGUACAUCUAUAAAGUAUUUAUAUAAUGUGUGUAAUGUUUAUAAACGCAAUACUAUCAAAUUGAAUAAUGUCGAUAAUAUACCCGCAGCAGCGCGCGGGCAAUAUAUUUUGCUAGUAUAUAUAUAAAGCUAGGGUUUGGUUUUAUAUGAUCCAUAUCAGACUUAUGUUUUUAAGUAAUUUAAUUUAGUUCCGUUACUAAGGUGAGUGAUAGCCAGCUAGCUACUGCCAAGCAUCCCUUAAGUGUGCCAUUGAAUUUAUAAGUUUGGCCAAGUGGUUGGCUUAAUUGCUUCAUUGAGUGUUUGAUCAAGUUAUUCAAGUACCACAGGUUAAUUGCUUCAACGAGAUAUGAAGCUACCCAUGCAUUUUCUAUCUGAGACUUCAGAACCAAACCAUAAAGAAAUUAGGGACCACAAA
Rosa chinensis is the source of this 2107-nucleotide messenger RNA. RefSeq names its product probable LRR receptor-like serine/threonine-protein kinase At1g56140. NCBI's taxonomy places the organism in Eukaryota, Viridiplantae, Streptophyta, Magnoliopsida, Rosales, Rosaceae. The transcript has 4 exons. The record is from RefSeq and is a predicted model, not a curated record. Bases 829 to 1347 code for a protein of 172 amino acids.